UAGAAAAAAGUACUUUAUUGAUGGGAAAAAUCUUUGUAACUUCUUCUGCUUUGUAAUCUCUUGUUUUCUCUCUCACCAGUUUCCACACAGUACUACACUUUUCGUAGCCACCGUCUUUUCGUUUCCCCCCAAAUUCUCAACUCUCAAAGGUUUCGUAACCCUAAUUUCAUUUCCUAUCAUUUGCCCUAUCUCCACUUCGAAACCCGUCGGAUUACAGUUUUUUUUUCUUCAAUCGGCGAUCGUGGAUUCGUGGUCCUUCUCCGUUUUCCGUUCAUUAUCCUUUUUUUUUUGUUUUUACCUAUUCAAAAUUUCUGUCUUGGCGGCGGCGAUCUCGGAGUUGAUGAAGGUGAAUCCGCGCGAUUUCACGGCAGAAUUGAUGGACGGAGAUAGGUAUGCCUCAACUGCGUAGCGGAGUGCGAAGAGGUCGACCACCCGCCGCCGCCGCCGCUGUAGGACCGGACCAGGAGAAGGGAAUAAUAGCCCCAAUUAGUAAGGCAACUGGAAUUAGUCGUGGAAAACGAAAUAAUAACGCCGGGAUUGUUAAUCAGGAUAAAGAGGUUGUAUUGGUAAUUGACCGUUUUGGUGGAGGAAAUGGCGACGCUGCUUUGAAGGAAACUGCGUCGUUUAAGGUAGGGUACAACUGUGACGUGGCAGAGAAGGUGAAAGAAGACUUAUCCGAGAAGAAAAUGGAUGAGGGUGAGAGUGGUGGCCGGGGAAGCGAUAAGGGAUUGGGAGCUGAUGAUGAUGGAAGCCCUGCUCCCCUUCCUGAAAGGAUCCAGAUUGGUGGUUCUCCAGCUUAUAGGUUAGAGAAGAAACUGGGGAAAGGUGGAUUUGGACAAGUGUAUGUAGGCAGACGCAUCAAUCAUACAGGUCUGCACGAAAGAACAGGACCAGGGGCCAUAGAGGUUGCAUUGAAAUUUGAGCACAAGAGCAGCAAAGGAUGUAAUUACGGACCACCUUAUGAAUGGCAAGUCUAUAGUACACUUGGUGGUAGUCAUGGCGUGCCGCGCGUACAUUACAAAGGACGUCAAAGUGACUACUAUAUUAUGGUUAUGGAUAUGCUUGGUCCUAGUCUGUGGGAUGUUUGGAACAACAACUCUCACACAAUGUCCAUUGAAAUGGUGGCAUGUAUUGCCAUUGAAGCCAUCUCCAUUUUAGAGAAGUUGCACUCUAAAGGAUAUGUUCAUGGGGAUGUAAAGCCGGAGAACUUUUUGCUUGGUACACCUGGAACCCCUGACGAGAAAAAACUUUUUCUGGUUGAUCUUGGAUUGGCCACUCGGUGGCGUGAUACUUCUACUGGCCUUCAUGUUGACUAUGAUCAAAGACCGGAUGUAUUCAGAGGAACAGUGCGCUAUGCUAGUGUGCAUGCUCAUCUUGGAAGAACUGGUAGUCGGAGGGAUGAUUUAGAGUCACUUGCUUACACACUCGUUUUUCUUCUCCGUGGCCGCCUUCCUUGGCAAGGAUAUCAGGGUGAGAAUAAAGGCUUCCUUGUGUGCAAAAAGAAGAUGUCAACUUCUCCAGAAGCUCUCUGUUGCUUCUGCCCUGCACCUUUCAAACAGUUUGUCGAGCUUGUCGUUAACUUAAAGUUUGACGAAGAGCCUAAUUAUGCAAAAUAUAUAUCACUCUUUGAUGGAAUAGUUGGUCCAAAUCCAGAUAUCAGGCCAAUUAAUACUGAAGGUGCUCAGAAGCUCGUAUAUCAAGUCGGACAUAAGAGAGGGCGUCUUUUGAUGGAUGAUGAUGAUGAUGAGCAACCAAAGAAGAAGGUACGCAUGGGGAUGCCUGCUACUCAAUGGAUUAGCGUGUAUAAUGCUCGAAGGCCAAUGAAGCAAAGAUAUCACUACAAUGUAGUUGAUGGUAGACUCGCUCAGCAUAUUGAUAAAGGAAACGACGAUGGGCUUUAUAUCAGCAGUGUGGCAUCAUGUUCGAAUCUGUGGGCUCUAAUCAUGGAUGCAGGGACUGGCUUUAGUUCUCAAGUUUACGAACUUUCUCCUUCUUUCCUUCACAAGGAAUGGAUUAUGGAACAAUGGGAGAAGAACUAUUACAUCAGUGCAAUAGCCGGAGCUCACAACGGGAGCUCAUUAGUAGUUAUGUCGAAGGGUAGUCAGUAUCAACAACAGUCUUAUAAAGUCAGUGAAUCGUUUCCAUUUAAAUGGAUCAACAAAAAAUGGAGGGAGGGAUUUUAUGUUACGGCCAUGGCUACUGCAGGGAGUAGAUGGGCAAUUGUAAUGUCACGUGGGGCAGGGUUUUCCGACCAGGUAGUGGAAUUGGACUUUCUUUAUCCAAGUGAGGGUAUUCACAGGAGGUGGGAGGCUGGGUACCGUAUCACAGCAACUGCAGCAACGAAUGAUCAAUCGGCCUUAGUUCUCAGCAUUCCUCGAAGAAAACCUUCCGAUGAAACACAGGAGACGCUUCGUACAUCUGCUUUUCCAAGUGCACAUGUUAAGGAGAAAUGGGCUAAAAAUCUUUACAUUGCUUCUAUGUGCUAUGGGAGAACUGUAUCUUAAGCCAUCGUAAUUUUGUCGCGUGUUUUCUUGAGAGAGUUCAUAAAAAGGAUCAAUGCCUUAAUAUUUUUGCGCUAUUUAAGAAUCGGACACCCUUUGUCUGCCAGCUAGAAGACCCCCCCCCACCCCCAUUGUUAUCCUUUUACGCCAACCGUCAACAUGUAAAAUUAUAUAUGUAUUAUUAUUAUUAUUAUUAUUAUCUGCAAAUUGUAUCUAUAAUGCCUUAGGCAGUAGUUUUAAAUCUCCAAUGGGGUCGUUUCUUAUGUAUUGUACAAAGUCGAAUGAUAAUUACUUCAAUGCAGAGUGCACUGUAUUUCUUGCCGUUUCGUU
This is a messenger RNA of Erythranthe guttata (spotted monkey flower), 2831 nucleotides long. Its product is annotated as Protein kinase family protein. The record is from RefSeq and is a predicted model, not a curated record. NCBI's taxonomy places the organism in Eukaryota, Viridiplantae, Streptophyta, Magnoliopsida, Lamiales, Phrymaceae. Gene Ontology annotation, molecular function: ATP binding; protein kinase activity. Gene Ontology annotation, biological process: protein phosphorylation.